ACAGACUACAUUUAUGAUUACUUGUACACUACGUUUUUUGAUUUGUGUUCUAUCUCAAUUAACUUAAAUUAUCUGCAGAGCCAAGUGUCAGGAAAAAAUGUGAGGUUGCAAAAGGAUUAUUCAGCUUCACGCGAAAGAACACUAAAUGAAGCAUAUGAUGGUAUAGAGGGUAUGCUUUAUGGGCUAGGAAUUGAUGGUGGUGAAUCGAUAGCUCGUCCAGCUUUGAAAUUCUAUGAGAUGGCACUUGAAAAGAGUUUCACAAAGGGGCGUAGGAAAGAGCAAGUUCAAGCUGCUUGUCUUUACAUUGCAUGUAGGGAGAACAAAAAGCCAUUCCUACUCAUCGACUUUUCUGAGUACUUGAGGAUAAAUGUGUAUGUUUUAGGUGCUGUGUUCUUACAGCUAUGCAAAAUUCUACACCUUGAAGACCACCCAAUUGUUCAAAAACCUGUGGAUCCGAGUCUGUUCAUUCAUCGAUUCACUGAUCGUAAGUAUUUAUGGUUUGCUGGUUUACUUUAAGCUUUCUUCUUUCUUCUUUCUUGGCCACCUUGUCCCAGGUGCUAACUUUCUGGUGGGGUUUAUAUAUAUUUUUGAUUUCCCCUUUGGUUUCUUGAUUACGUUUUUGGAUUUUCAUGGGGAGAACUGAGAAGUUCAAGGAUCUUGAUUCAUAAGGAUUGUAUUCUGCAAGCGUGUUAUUUGUUGCCAUUGUUCUGGCAAGUUAAUUCUAUGUGGGUGCUUAUAAGAUGGAUCUUGGUUGUAUCUUCUUCUUUCCCUCAUCGAUGAGCCAAUGAUGCAGCAUCAAUGAAGUAUCGGAUCUCUUCUGUUAAAUAGAAGAGCAAAAAGGUUUUAUAUUAGUUAUAAGGUUCUAGAUUGGUAUUCCGAGGUGCGCCGUUAUGGAAAACACACCACUAAUUGAUACAUGGGCGAGAAAUGCAGUUUAAAGCAGUUGAGGCCCACAGAAGCAGACUGCAGACAGGUAAUUGUCCUCUAGUUUGUUUGGCGGGGAAGCUGGUUCUAUUUAUGUCACCGUCUGGUAAACCUCCUUUGGGUUAGAUUACUCAUUUAUCAGGAGCUCCUUUUGUAGACUAGAGCUUUUCGUGUGGUGUUUUUUCCAGAUUUAGCAUCACUAGUUCAAAUCAUAAUUAGUGGCUACUUGUUGGAGGACUCAAAACCUAAUCUGUACUAAUAAAGAUUAGAACUAUCAGGCUGCUUACAUGUGUGGGUUUUCAUAAUUGGUAUUAGUGGUAUGGAGAACUAAUGGCUUUUAUGUUAAGAGUUCGUAAGAGUAAAUGGUAAAAUGCUUAGCUGUUAUUUUGAGAUAGUAUUUUAUAGGAGAAUAUACGUAUCCACAAGAUGAAUGUGGUUGAGAUAUGGAUGUUAUGAGGUUAACAUGAUUGGACAAAAUUAGAUAUAAUCACAUUGAUAGAAGGUGCAAGCAGCACACACAGAGAAGGUUGAUCGAGAGGUUUUACUAUAUCCUACACAGACCUUUGUAUACACUGGUUCACAAAUGCGACAUUAUGACGAUUGGGGUACUAAAGGGGAAAAACAAACCUAAAAUCACGAUGAGCAUAUUUUCUCGGAAGUCUUAUGAUCUCUCAGAUCAAUGUGUAUAGAACUACGAAGAGACCACAAGGGUAAAAAAAGGCAGCCCGGUGCACUAAAGCUACCGCUAUGCGCGGUGUCCGGGGAAGGGCUCCACCACAAGGAUGUAUUGUACGCAAACUUACCUUGCAUUUCUGCCAGAGG
This is a messenger RNA of Capsicum annuum, 1746 nucleotides long. RefSeq names its product transcription factor IIIB 70 kDa subunit-like. The coding region runs from base 172 to 516 and encodes 114 amino acids. The transcript has 5 exons. Gene Ontology annotation, biological process: DNA-templated transcription initiation; transcription preinitiation complex assembly; transcription by RNA polymerase III. Gene Ontology annotation, cellular component: transcription factor TFIIIB complex; transcription preinitiation complex; nucleus. Gene Ontology annotation, molecular function: RNA polymerase III type 3 promoter sequence-specific DNA binding; RNA polymerase III general transcription initiation factor activity; TBP-class protein binding. NCBI's taxonomy places the organism in Eukaryota, Viridiplantae, Streptophyta, Magnoliopsida, Solanales, Solanaceae. The record is from RefSeq and is a predicted model, not a curated record.